This is a messenger RNA of Archocentrus centrarchus (flier cichlid), 2834 nucleotides long. It is a transcript of the gene slc24a1, whose product is annotated as solute carrier family 24 member 1. Bases 144 to 2348 code for a protein of 734 amino acids. The record is from RefSeq and is a predicted model, not a curated record. The transcript is spliced from 9 exons. Gene Ontology annotation, biological process: long-term synaptic potentiation; long-term synaptic depression; calcium ion transmembrane transport. Gene Ontology annotation, cellular component: plasma membrane. Lineage: Eukaryota; Metazoa; Chordata; Actinopteri; Cichliformes; Cichlidae. Gene Ontology annotation, molecular function: calcium channel activity; calcium, potassium:sodium antiporter activity.
GUAUUCCAUGGAUUUGAGGAUGUGAAAUGAGUCACACCAUUGAGGCCACCUCAUGGUAUCCUUCGGAAAGAACUGGACUCUACCAAAUUUCAUUUAUGCAGCUUAUUUCAACCUAGCCAGUAGCAACACUGCUUUAGAGGAAAAUGUAUUGUACAAGAAGGAAACGACUGCAGCUGAGCAGGGUUCUUUUUCUCCUCGCUGGGGUUUUCCUCUGUACCCUCUACCAGCUGACCAUCAGUGCCAGACUGUACAAGCCUUUGGCAAUGCCUCAAAUUGCAGAGGAAUUUGGGGAAGGUUCAACAGAGGGGGGUGAGGACCCUACAGUAGAGAUUGGAGGGCUGGAGGAACCUCUCACUGCAGCACAUGAUUUAGAGCCCACUGAUCAAACAACAACUAUAGACAUGUCUGCGGUCCAUCAUACAGAUACAACUUCAGAUUCCGAAGUAUCUACCACUACUGAAUCGCCAAUAUUGCCAGCAACAAAUAGGACUUUUGUGCAUUGCAUCUAUGUGGCCCCUGAACUUCCACAGGAGACCCCCACACCAGCUCCCCCUGCGACCACUGUCCCCCCAGCUUCUCCUGGUGAAGCACCGCAUAUGAAGGGUGAAUACCCUGAAGAUAUCUUUUCAAUCGAAGAUCGUAGACGAGGCUGGGUGAUCCUUCACAUUAUUGGGAUGAUGUACAUGUUUGUGUCACUUGCAAUUGUGUGUGAUGAGUUCUUUGUUCCUGCCCUCGGGGUAAUCACGGACAAGUUGGCAAUCUCUGAUGAUGUGGCUGGAGCCACCUUCAUGGCUGCUGGAGGUUCUGCCCCUGAGCUUUUUACCUCUUUGAUAGGAGUCUUCAUCGCCCACAGCAACAUUGGUAUUGGCACAAUUGUGGGCUCCGCAGUUUUUAACAUUUUGUUUGUGAUUGGAAUGUGCGCUUUGUUUUCUCGGGAGAUUCUUCAUCUUACCUGGUGGCCUCUAUUCAGAGAUGUAUCAUUCUACAUACUUGACCUCAUCUUACUAAUUAUCUUCUUCCUGGAUAAUGUCAUCAUGUGGUGGGAGAGCAUGAUGCUGGUGGCUGGUUACACUCUCUAUGUCAUUUUCAUGAAGUUUAAUGUGCAAUUAGAGCAAGCAUUCAAGACCCAGCUCCACAAACACAAGAGCAUUGUCAAAGUUAUUGCUGUAGAAGAACCAGACAAGACAAAUGGGGACGGUGAGGAUAAUGCACUUCCUGCACCAGAGGACAAGAAUCGGUUAAAGUUGAAGCCAUCCCUUCAGAGAGGGGGGAGUUCUGCUUCUUUACACAACAGCACAAUGAGAAACACCAUCUUCCAACUUAUGAUUCACACAUUAGACCCUAUAGGUAAUGGGAAAUUUAAGGAGAAAGCUGAGAUUUUGAACAAUGUGGCAAGAAGGAAAUCAGACAGCAAAACACAAGAGAAAAAUGAAGAUGGCGGGGGGAAAACUGAGCAGACCAAAGAGCCAGAACCAACCCCAGCUGCAGAAGCAGAAAAGAAGGAGCAUCCAGAGGACAAGAAGGUACUCUCCAACCAUGUCCUGGUGGCUUUCAAAAAGUCCAGAAGUCAGUCUUUGAUACCUGUCUAUGAAGAUGUGCCAGCAAAAGACGAUGGGUCAGGAGACUCUGACGACUCUGAUGAAGAGGAUAGCGAUGAAAGUGAUGAGUCCAGCGAAGAUGAGGAGGAUGAGGAGGAGGAUGAAGAUGAGGAAGAAGAGGAAAAAGAAGAUGACCCUCUGUCUUUAGAAUGGCCCGAUACGCGACGAAAGCAAGCCACCUACCUCUUCCUGUUGCCAAUAGUUUUCCCUCUGUGGCUCACCAUUCCUGAUGUUCGCAACCCGAAAUCUAGAAAAUUCUUUGUGGUCACCUUCCUGGGCUCUAUUCUGUGGAUUGCCAUCUUCUCAUACCUCAUGGUGUGGUGGGCCCAUCAGGUGGGUGAGACUAUCGGCAUCUCAGAGGAGAUCAUGGGCCUGACUAUCCUGGCUGCGGGGACCUCCAUCCCUGACCUCAUUACCAGUGUGAUCGUGGCUCGUAAAGGCCUGGGGGACAUGGCUGUGUCUAGCUCUGUGGGCAGUAACAUCUUUGACAUCACUGUGGGCCUACCAGUCCCUUGGCUCCUGUACUCAGCCAUCCAUAGUUUUGGUCCAGUGGCCGUCAGCAGCAACGGGCUCUUUUGUGCCAUUGUGUUGCUCUUCCUCAUGCUCCUCUUUGUCAUCAUCUCCAUUGCCUCUUGUAAAUGGAAGAUGAAUAAGGUGCUGGGUUUCACCAUGUUUCUCCUCUACUUUAUCUUCUUGGUGCUCAGCGUUAUGCUGGAGGAUCGUAUCAUCAUCUGUCCCGUUUCCAUCUAAUUCUUUCUACUGAACUGUUAACCCGUACAUGUACAGAUCUCAUGAGCAUAGAUCAGGAAAUCUAUAGGAAACAUUCAGAAAGCUACGUGCUCUGCAUUGUUACCAGUUAAAUGUCUGGGAUGUCAGCAACAAUAAAGCAUUUUCUAGAACCUGAUACUCACUUUUAGUAAUGAUGGCAGCUUUUAAAUUUGUUUUUACAGUACAUUAUGAGAUGCAUGACUACUAUCUAAUACAGUGUAGAUUUUACAGUAUAAGACGACUAACUAAUAUUAAUGUUUUUGGGUUUUGUUUUCUUGUUUGUUUUUUUUUUACACAACACUGUCUAUGAAAUGCAAGUAAAAGUCUCGCUUAUGUGCACAUUCUGGAGAAAUUUUGUAAGAUUCAUGAUAGAGACCUUGAUAGAGCUUGCUUUAACUUCUUUUUUUUUUUCAAAAAUCAUCACUCUUUGCACUCAAUCUUGAAAAUAAAUAAAUCAAUCAAACAUGA